CUUCUCUUUGGCGAUGAUCGUCUCUCCUCUCUCCUCCGACCUCUUUUUUCUCUUUCCUCUUUUCCUUCUCCUCUGUUCUGAGCUCCCAAUAUGAACUGGGCAAACCAAUUCUCAACUCCUACAUUUUCAGGCUUUGUAAGCAAAAGGGUCCGAAAUUCUCCCAUACCCGUGUCGACCCGGUUAAUCUCCACCACCAAAGUGGUGGCGAGUUUGGGUGACAGAGACUGUAACUGUCCAACCUUUUUAAAUGCAGUCGGGAGGCGCCAAUUGCUAGCCUUGGGGACAACAUUUACUCCAUUAUUGUUGCUGUUUUCUUCCAAGACCCCAAUCUCAUUUGCUGCAGAAAGUAAGAAGGGUUUUCUGCCAGUGACUGACAAGACAGAUGGAUACUCUUUCCUGUAUCCGUUUGGGUGGCAGGAAGUUGCUAUUGAAGGACAAGAUAAGGUAUUCAAAGAUGUCAUUGAGCCACUUGAAAGUGUUAGUGUUAAUUUGAUUCCGACUGGUAAAGAGGACAUUCGGGAUUUAGGGUCUCCGCAAGAGGUUGCUGAAACUUUAAUAAAGAAGGUUUUGGUUCCCCCUUCCCAGAAAGCAAAGCUGAUUGAAGCAUCACAGCACGAAGCUGAUGGCAAGGUCUAUUAUACAUUUGAGUUUGUUGCACAAGCUCCAAAUUUUACUCGGCAUGCUCUGACAUCAGUCUCCAUUGGAAACGGUAAGUUCUACACAUUGACAACAGGAGCAAAUGAGAGAAGGUGGGCCAAAAUGAAAGACAGAUUACAUACUGUGGUUGAUUCCUUUGAAAUUUUCAAAGUGUAACUAAGAAGGCGGCAUUGAUUUCCAAUUUUUUUGUACAAUAUAAUACCUGGAGGCUGUUCAGUCAGUGUAGAUAAAAAGAGCAAUAUUCCAUUACUUGGAGAAUAUCGUAUAACCUACGCUAUCUUGACAUUUCAAUCAUUCAAUAUGUUCGAUUUUCUCCUGCAUUUGGUUACUCCUUAUUUAUUUGCUUACUAUACAAAGGACGUAAUAUUAUAUUCCUUCUGUCCCAAAAAAAUAGUCCAUAUUGAAUUUUGAAAUUUGUACUAAAACACUCAAUGUAAACUUUUUUUUUUGGGACGAGGAAGUACUAUAUUCUUUAUCGGUGGAA
Messenger RNA from Oldenlandia corymbosa var. corymbosa, 1141 nucleotides. The record is from the annotation of a GenBank genome assembly. Lineage: Eukaryota; Viridiplantae; Streptophyta; Magnoliopsida; Gentianales; Rubiaceae.